Molecule: messenger RNA, 5221 nt
Organism: Prionailurus viverrinus (fishing cat)
Lineage: Eukaryota; Metazoa; Chordata; Mammalia; Carnivora; Felidae
Gene: SH3BGRL2
Product: SH3 domain binding glutamate rich protein like 2
Exons: 4
Coding region: 534-857 (107 amino acids)
Cellular component (GO): cytoplasm
Source: RefSeq, a predicted model, not a curated record
UCGAACCAGUCUCUCGGGCGGUUCUGCGUGGGGAUGCUCCAAAUCACUAAACCACAACACAGAACCCAAGCUUGGACUCUGAACCAAGCCCUUUUGCCUAGUUUUCUCUUUCCCCGUUUCGCCAGAAUCCUCACCACCCCUCGUCACAGCCUCGUCACAGCCUCGCCCCAGACUCGGGGUCCUCUGCAGCCACCUGCGCGUGUACGCUAUUGUCACGCAGUAAGGAGGGGCUGCGAGGCGCUCAGCCCACCAGGCACUCCAGGGAGAGACCGAAACUACAACUCCCAUCACGCCCCACAGCCUGUUCCCUCCUCCUCCUUCCCUCCCCCCUCCUCCCUCGGCCAGCGGCCGGGAGGCUCUGGGCUUUUAUCUGCGGACCGGCGGGAGGGAGUCAGGUCCCGCGAUCUUCCCCGACCCGAGCGAUCUGCCCAGCGGCAGCGGCAGCGGCGGCGGCUCUUAGCCGGGUUUUGCCUCCGCGUCCCCGCCAGCCCCGAACCCGCGGGGGCAGACGGUCCGUCCGCGCGUGCGAGAGGAUGGUGAUCCGCGUGUUCAUUGCCUCCUCCUCGGGUUUCGUGGCGAUAAAGAAGAAACAGCAGGAUGUGGUUAGAUUUCUGGAAGCCAACAAGAUAGAAUUUGAGGAGGUGGAUAUCACAAUGUCAGAAGAACAAAGACAAUGGAUGUACAAAAACAUCCCCCCAGAAAAGAAGCCUGCUCAGGGCAAUCCUCUGCCACCUCAGAUAUUUAAUGGUGACCGAUACUGUGGAGAUUAUGACAGUUUUUUUGAAUCAAAGGAAAGCAACACAGUCUAUUCGUUCUUAGGCCUGAAAUCACGAUUGGCAUCAAAGACAGAGUCUUAGAGAAGACAAGUGGAAGAUGACGGAGAUGCAUUUUGGAGCACCCCCUGGUACUCAGCACACACCUGCUUACCUAAUGCAUCACUGUGACUAAAGCCACAUGCAUCAUCAGUAACUUUGCUUGCCAUGGAGAGGUGUUUUAGGAAGACAUGGGUAUAAUGGGGGAUUGCAUGAUUGCUUAAAACCAAAUCAGGACUGUGGUGGGUUUUUUGUUAUUUUCAGAAUUGCCUGCAGCUGCCUCAUUCACCUGGAGGUACUAGAUUUUACCUGUUACAGGUGUGCUUCCUUAAUGACUGAAAAAUAAGUGGGUGGGACCACUGGAGAGAAAAUGUUGGAUCUGCCCCCGGCUGUAUUUGAUGCCAGUAUUGUUCAGACUGGCCUCUCUUUAAGCUGCCUGGAUUGUAUCCUCGAAAUUAGUUUGCCAGGCUAUUAGAAAUCUUUUGAUCAGAAAGAAAGAUUUGCUGGUUGACAAAGAGCUGAAAAAUUUGCUGCAAAAUCACAAAUGUCACGAUUCUGGUGCUUUGUAAUAGCACCUAUAGAAAAAGUUAGAUGUUCUGGCCGCCUUUGGUGAUGGACAUUUAUUUCCAUAAAUCCUCCAAAUUCCUACAGAUGUUUCCAAAAAUCACUGCUGCAACUAUGUGUGAUUGGGACCAAGUUACAGGGAUAAAAAUAGUUGCUAUUUUGUAAAAGAUAGGCUUCUUUAUCUCUUGCAAGAGAAAAAUUUCAUUUAAAUAUAUAAGACAGCUUAAAAGGUAUAUUUUAGAAGGUGUACAAAUUAAUUAGAUAGUAAAUUUAUAGGGAAAUUACCUGACUCCUAUCUGAAGGGAUUUUCAGCUCUAGCAACUUAUUUAUGCAUAAAUAGCAUAUUUUUAAAUGCAGCUUCCCUAACUAAUAGCUGCUUAUUCUAUUUUGUGAAUGGAUUAUAUUUUUUUGAGAAAAGGAAGAUCUUGGUUGGAUAUAUUUUGUGAACCCUUGAUGAGGUUUACUAAAAGAUACUAAUAUUGUGGUACAAUUUAAUUUUUUUCCUGUGUUGCUUUUCAUUGAACCUCUAGCUUUGCUCACAUAUCUGACCAAUGUACGGUCCCAGAUUUUUCAGAGUAAUGUAGAUCCAUGUUCUCAUUCCAUAUAUGGCUUCCAGUGGGCUUUCAGAGCAGUGUAUAUGAGAAAGAGGCUGUCAGAGAGUAGCUCUGAAUUGUACUUGGCAUGUAAAAUCUCUACUCCCUUUGGAGUGGAUGCUGAACAUGUCUACUCCGUUAGGGCAGAGGCUGCUUUUCUCCAUCCUUAUCCCUGCUUACAGUCUUUAGAGUUUUUAAUUGCCAAACAUGAGCAGUCUUAAAUAGGAUAAAUUCCAAGAGGGCUGCCUAAAAUAUCCUGCUGUUCUAAGCAUCCCAAUGCAGGACUUGUUGGUCAGAUUCUGAGCAGGAUGUAAGAAAUUGAAAGAAUAGAAGAAAGCCCUGUCACAUGUGUUGUUUCAUCCUCCAACAAACUAAAUGUGGACUACUCUAAAGGACUUGUUGAAUGCUAAAGCUGAAAUCCCAGCCUGAGAUUUGCAGCCCAGGACUACAACCAGAAGAAAAGCAUGCCACAGAUUUCUACUUGACUAGAACAAAUACACGAUCCACGAUUUUCUCUCCAAGGAAAGCUGUUGUGAAAUUAUGGGUAUUACUGUUUAGUUGGCAUUAUUAAAUAAGUUCCAGGUCAUAUUCCGUUUGCUAAAUCCCAGGGACUAUCCAGGAAACUUUUUUUUCAACUGGAUACUGUGUUUGAGUAAAUGAGUCUUCUGAUAAGACCUAGACUUUCAUUUUCAGAUAUCAACAAUUUUCAAAGUUUAAUGCUACAGUGAGCUAACUUACAUUAGUCUUCUCUUCCCAGUGAGUGCUAAGAACCAACUUGGUAAGAUUGAGGGAAAUUCUGGGGUUGUGGGAUCAACAUGAUAUUUGCUAGACUAAGACAGCUACUCACGUUUGUUCAUCUUGAAACUUUUGAAUUACUGUGGUCACAGUAGGACCAGAAUGGCUCUCCUGAACGGACUAGAUGGAUAGUAGUGCUAAAUUGCUACCAGUUAUACAUCGUCUAACGCUCACCCCACCUUUUUUUUUUUUUUUUAAUCAGCACAGAACUAGGAGAGACCAGUCCUGGCUGGUAUUGUACUUGUUAUGAGUGAGGUAAAAGCACACGGUAUGGCAUUUACCGCAAUACUUGGGCUCUGCAGAGUAAUGACGUAUUGUCCUCUGGGACCACAUUGUAUUCAGAGAAUAUUGUUUCUUUACUUGUACUGUUUUACCAGCUAAAUUCCAAACAUGUAAUGAUUCUUGUUACCUUCUUUAACUAACUGCCUUUAGAUUUGAAUAUUCACAGUCUUGAAAACCUAGGAAAGAACUAGGUGGGAAUAUUGGAGACAUAGAUGUAGUAUCAAAGGCAUUUCAAGACAGAAUUUUUAUUUCCUGUAGUAGGCUUAUUGGGACAAAGGAAAUGUGCUGCUAAAAAUAAAAUGCCAUUUUAAAAUUAGAUCAAAUACAGAGUGCCAUCCUGCUAGGUAUAUUCAGACCAAAAGAAAAUUUAGUUGGGAAAAUAAAUUCUUCCAAAUUCUGGUGUUCUAUUAAAAUCAAAGGGAUAAAAGGAAGAUUUUUUUUUUUUGUCUCUCAGGCUCUGAUACAUUUUAGAUUUGUUUCUGUUUUAUAGAUUCCUUCAAACACCUAGAUGUUCUUAUAUUACAUGAAUUUAAUGAACUAAACUUAUUUUUGUCCUCUGUUAUUUAAAGGUACCAAAGCCUCUUUCUGUUUUUUUAUUUUAAUUUGAUUUUGCUACAUAGCAUUUUGUUUUUUCUAGAAAUGCUUUUCAUUUAACAGCUUUUCUUAAGUGUCAGGGCCUACUUUGAUCUGCAUAAUUAUUGUUUUUAGAUUUCAAUGUGUAUGUGUUUGUCUCUAAAGGCAUUGGUGAAAUCUCAGAUUUUCUAUUCAGCAUUAAAAAGGAAUAAAUUCCAGGAAACAUGUAUUCUGAAAAUGGAGUGUUUAUUCCCUACCAUUUUUUUAAUGUUUAUUCAUUUUUUGAGAGAGAAAGAGAGAGAGUGCGAGUGGGGGAAGGGCAGAGAGAGAGGGAGACACAGAAGCAGGCUCCAGGCUCUGAGCUGUCAGCACAGAGCCUGACGUGAUGCAGAGCUUGAACUCAUGAACCACGAGUUCAUGACCUGAGCCAAAGUUGGACGCUCCACCGACUGAGCCACCCAGGCACCCCUUCCCUACCAUUUCUUAUACCUUUUCUAAUUUUAGUUCUGUAUUUGGUUGAAGACUUCCUGUUUAGUUGGGAUGCUAUAUUUCUACCCCCAUUUGUGAAUCUCAUACCUGAAUGCUGUGGGUUACUUGGGAAAAUGCAGAUGGAUCAUCUGACCAUUCGAGGAGACAUUCAUGUUUGUGGUCCUCUGUGUGUUUGUGUUGGGAGGUGAUCACAGAAUCAUCUCCGACAGUGACCCAGGACGGCAUUAAAUCUCUUGCUCCCUUGGUUGGUUCCAACAGAUGACUGUGGUUUCCUUAAUACACUGAAGCUGGAUUGGUGGAUUUGUUCCCUUAAUUGGGUGCAAAAAACCAAGUACAGUGUUGCUGCAACCCUUAAAUAGCACGCCCCCUCUGAUACAGCCCUCUCUGAAAGCAGAAGAAAGCAUUCUGAAGGCAGAGUCUGAGGCUGAUCUCAUCUCUGAGCUAUUUCAAACCUUAAACACCAAGACAGAAGGAGGGUGAAGGAGAAGAUAAAAGAGAACAGGCUGUCAGUUUGCAGGAAAUGUGCUAAAUUGUGAAAACAAAUAAGCCAAAGUAAUCACUGCCCACUUGUAGCCCACAUUUCAGUUUCCCUGGUCUUUCUAGAAAUGCAGGUCAGGUUAGUUUGGUCAUUCUUUCAGUCAGCAUUUGCUGAGCCCCUGGAAUGUAAUGGGCACUAUCUGGGUGGCACUGUCUCCAUCCUGAAGGAGGAGAGAAACAGAGAAGCAAGAGCAGCAGUUACUACAAGUGGUGAAUGAUAGAGUCAAGGUCAGUUUAUGGCGCUCCAGAUGACAGUUUGUCUUCUGAAACAUUACGUGCAAUUUUUUGUGUUUGUUAGAAAGCUUUCCGGUUUAAAAAUUGUUUCCUGCAAUAGAAUACACACACACAAACACACACACACACAAACAUAAAGAGUAAUAAAAAAACCCAUGUGUGCCUGCCACCAGCUCAUUGCCUCUCCUUUGAGGCACCGUGUGCUCUUCUCUGGCCCUAUCCCAUCCCUGUUUUGAGAGUGGGUCCCCUGUCCUGAGCUCUGUUGAUCAUAGCCUUUCUGUCCUUUAUCAUUUUACCUACAUGUAUAUACCUUUAAAUAAUAAUAAAUGGCAUUAAACUGUA